AUGAUUUUACAUCCUAACGUUAAUAAUAAUAAUAAUAAUAAUAAUAAUAAUAAUAAUAAUAAUAAUAAUAAUAAUAAUAAUAAUAAUAAUAAAAGUAAUAAUAAUAAUGUUUUAUCAUAUCACUUUCACUGGUUAAAGAGUGCAAACAGAAUUAUGGAAUUGCUUCUAUAUUAUACAAUAUUAAGGCUCAUUAGUGAAAUUAAACGUGUUAAGAUGAGAGUUUUCAGCAAGAUCAUUGAUGUUAUUGAUGGUAUCAUUUAA
Schistosoma margrebowiei is the source of this 261-nucleotide messenger RNA. The record is from the annotation of a GenBank genome assembly. NCBI's taxonomy places the organism in Eukaryota, Metazoa, Platyhelminthes, Trematoda, Strigeidida, Schistosomatidae.